Caenorhabditis bovis is the source of this 1254-nucleotide messenger RNA. Lineage: Eukaryota; Metazoa; Nematoda; Chromadorea; Rhabditida; Rhabditidae. The record is from the annotation of a GenBank genome assembly.
AUGUCGGCAGCUGCAUUGGAAGCCAUCGGAGUUACCGAGGACUCCAUCCCAAAACCUCAAGCAUCCGCGUUUACCCCUUUCAAUCCUAUUAAACGUAUUGAAAAGAUUUCUGACGACUCGAACAAACUCCGUGAAUUGGAAAGAGAACUUGCUCACUUGCAAGUUAUUGAAGAUUAUGUAAAAUUAGAAACACGAAAUCUUGAAAAAGAGCUUCUUCAUGCUCAAGAAGAGGUGAAGCGUAUCCAAUCUGUCCCAUUGGUUAUUGGCCAGUUUCUCGAAGCUGUUGACCAGAACCAUGCUAUUGUUGGAAGCACUACUGGAUCUAACUAUUAUGUCCGCGUUUUGUCGAUUCUUGACCGUGAAUUGUUGAAGCCAGGAUGCUCUGUUGCUCUUCACAAAUAUUCUAAUGCUCUUGUUGAUGUUUUACCACCAGAAGCGGACAGCUCUAUUCAGAUGUUGCGCCCUGACGAGAAACCUGAUGUUUCUUAUUCCGACAUCGGAGGAUUGGAUAUGCAAAAACAAGAAGUCCGUGAGGCUGUUGAGCUUCCACUUACCCACGGAGAACUUUAUCAACAAAUCGGAAUUGACCCCCCACGCGGUGUGUUGAUGUAUGGACCACCCGGAUGUGGAAAAACAAUGCUUGCCAAAGCGGUCGCUUCAAACACCGCCGCUUCGUUCAUCCGUGUCGUCGGUUCGGAGUUCGUUCAAAAAUACCUCGGAGAAGGACCGAGAAUGGUACGUGAUGUGUUCAGACUUGCUAAGGAAAAUAGUCCAUCGAUUAUCUUCAUUGAUGAAAUUGAUGCGAUCGCGACGAAACGUUUCGAUGCUCAAACUGGAGCUGAUCGUGAGGUUCAACGUAUUCUCCUCGAGUUGCUCAAUCAAAUGGAUGGAUUCGACCAAAGUACAAACGUUAAAGUCAUUAUGGCCACUAAUCGUCAAGAUACUCUUGAUCCCGCUCUGCUGCGUCCAGGUCGUCUAGAUCGAAAAAUCGAAUUCCCAUUGCCGGAUCGUAGACAGAAGCGUCUUGUUUUCUCGACAAUCUGCUCCAAGAUGAAUUUAUCUGAUGAUGUUGAUCUUGAGGAUUGGGUGGCUCGACCGGAUAAAAUCUCCGGAGCUGAUAUUAACUCGAUUUGCCAAGAGGCUGGUAUGCAAGCUGUUCGCGAGAAUCGCUACGUCGUGCUCACCAAGGAUCUCGAGAAAGCUUACAAGAAUGUCGUCAAGAAGGACACGAACGAUUUCGAAUUCUACAAGUAA